This is a messenger RNA of Zophobas morio, 2012 nucleotides long. RefSeq lists its product as uncharacterized. Gene Ontology annotation, cellular component: mitotic spindle midzone; cytoplasmic microtubule; mitotic spindle pole. The record is from RefSeq and is a predicted model, not a curated record. Gene Ontology annotation, biological process: cytoplasmic microtubule organization; mitotic spindle midzone assembly; positive regulation of cytokinesis. NCBI's taxonomy places the organism in Eukaryota, Metazoa, Arthropoda, Insecta, Coleoptera, Tenebrionidae. Gene Ontology annotation, molecular function: microtubule binding. The transcript is spliced from 3 exons. The coding region runs from base 94 to 1887 and encodes 597 amino acids.
AAAUUCCCUAGCACCACCUUUGUUUCACUCACUGACAUUUCAACCCCAAACUAAAUUAAAAUGUCAAAAUAGCUCCAAAAUUAUCCGUAAAUUAUGGAAAAAUUAGCAACCGAAAACCUCUUCCUCCUCGAAUUCCUCGUCGACGAUGUCAAGAUGGACGGCCGCUGCGACUGCGACACCCCUCCAGGCGAGCACUGCGUCUCCUUCCAGUUCUUAGACAACGACCCUCUGGAGGUAUGCGAGGCGGACUUCUCUCCAGCCCGCAAAUACGGCAGGGAAGAGAACAUCAAAAGCGGUAAAUCGUGCCUGUUUUCUUUGACACCGGAGCAAGUACAGAAGGCCUUGGAGGUCUUCGACGUCAUGAUCACCGUGUUCAAGAAGAUGCAACCUGGAUGGCUCCCGGAGAAGAUCUGCAUAGGCUCGGCGUUGGUGUCCAUCGCAAAUUUGUUCGUGGAGUUGAUCCGGUGCGUGGAGCUGCAGGCGGAGCAAGGACCCUCGGCGAAGACACUGAAGGACACCUUCAAGCUGCUGGACUCGGUGGGGACUUGUGUGGGGAAAGUGAGCAUCUAUGUGAGGAUGUCGUGCUUCGGGAAGUUGAUAGUAACACAGUUUCAGAUGAACCUCCAGGACCAGUCCGUCCUUUUCAAGGACAAAGGUGGCCAGUCCUUGUACCGGUACAAGAAGGCCAAAAAGGAGUCCGAGCAAGUAUGUACCCCAUAUUCCCCAGCGGCUGUAGCUUCAGCGUCGCCCGCUCCCGUUGGCGGCGACUCGUCCCCCGUUGGCGGCGACGCUGGUCAGGACUUCCAAAUGGGGGCGAAUUUCAACCAGCCGCCUCAAAUGUCCCAGAUGUACCCACCCCCGAACCUGAACUGUCCCAACGUGCCGUGCUUUCCGGGAGACCCGGGCAUGUAUGGUUCCCCGUUCCAAGAUAUGGGUAUGGGAAUGGGUGGCAUGGGAGGCAUGAGUGCUAUGGGGGGCAUGGGAGGUAUGGGUAUGGGCAUGGGGAUGAUGCCCCCUCCGAAUUCCCCCCAGUCUGGCACCUUCGGCUCCCCAUCCGCCGCCCUCCCGUGCAGCGAGUGUACCAUGAUGAUGAACAUGCCACCCAUGGGGGGACCGAUGGGGGGACCCAUGGGCGGGUCCCAACAGCCCCCAUGUCUGGCCCCAGGUAACUCCCAAAUGCUCACACCUUGUGAGGAGUGCGGCACACUUCUGCCCCCACAAUUCAAAUCAGACGUGAUGAACUGCCCCAGUUUGCCGCCUCCAGACCCCCCUGGAAACUACCAAGAGAUCGGGGCAAGCAUGGGCGGAAACGCCCUCACAAUUAGGGUGCACAAAGACAAGAAUAAAAUCGAACAGGUGGAGUGUGACUCCGUUGGUGGUGGCAGUGGAGGCAGCUGCUGCUGCUCCCCCGGGAACAUCGGCGUCCGACGUCCCAAAAAAGACGUCCCUUGUCCCGCCACGCCCACCCAGGCCUACGAUAUGCGUCCCGGUGUGCAACAAGGGGACAAGAACCUCCCUUUCUCCUUCAAGAUGGGAGGGGCGGGUUGCGCUCCCGAUAACAACGUCGUCGUCAACCCCCCCGUGUGCACCAGACCCGACGGCACGAAGUUUACCGAAAUUACGGACCCGAACAAGGAGAUGUUCGUGUUGAGGAUAGGUAAGAAGAGCGAGGGGGUGCAGAAGAAAGCGAACUUGGAGUUGGAGCUGUGUACGCCAAGAGGGCCAGAAUUGAAGCCCAUUCCGAAGAAGGAGACGAGGGAUAGUCAGUACGACCCUGCGGACUGUAAAGCGGAGACAGAGAAGGGUGGGAAAGGGAAGAAGGGGAAAGGCGACAAAGGAGGGAAAAAAGGGAAAGGAGGAAAAGGGAAGAAAGGGAAGAAGAAAUGAUUGGGUGGCCGGACUUGAUUUAGUGACUUAGUUUGAGUGGUGGUAAUAAGUUGUUGGGGUUGAGUUUGUGUUUGUUCGUUUGUUUGUUCUUUGUGUAAUUUAAGAAUAAAUUUGAGAGUAGUCUA